Molecule: messenger RNA, 1804 nt
Organism: Nannospalax galili (Upper Galilee mountains blind mole rat)
Lineage: Eukaryota; Metazoa; Chordata; Mammalia; Rodentia; Spalacidae
Gene: Crbn
Product: cereblon
Exons: 11
Coding region: 15-1349 (444 amino acids)
Biological process (GO): protein ubiquitination
Cellular component (GO): Cul4A-RING E3 ubiquitin ligase complex
Source: RefSeq, a predicted model, not a curated record
GCGGGUAAACAGACAUGGCCGACGAGGGAGAGCCUCAGGACGCUGCGCACAACAUGGGCAACCACCUGCCACUGCUGCCUGCAGAGAGUGAAGAAGAAGAAGAUAUUGAAAUGGAAGUUGAGGACCAGGAUAGCAAAGAAGCCAGAAAACCAAACAUCAUAAAUUUUGACACCAGUCUGCCAACCUCACAUACAUAUCUGGGAGCUGAUAUGGAAGAGUUUCAUGGCAGAACUUUGCAUGAUGACGACAGCUGUCAGGUGAUUCCAGUUCUGCCCCAAGUGAUGAUGAUCCUGAUUCCCGGGCAGACAUUACCACUGCAGCUUUCUCACCCUCAAGAAGUCAGUAUGGUGCGGAAUUUAAUUCAGAAAGACAGAACCUUUGCAGUCCUUGCAUACAGUAAUGUACAAGAAAGGGAAGCACAGUUUGGAACCACAGCAGAAAUAUAUGCCUAUCGAGAAGAACAAGAGUUUGGAAUCGAAGUAGUGAAAGUGAAAGCAGUUGGGCGGCAGAGGUUCAAAGUCCUUGAGCUGCGAACACAGUCAGAUGGAAUCCAGCAAGCUAAAGUCCAGAUUCUUCCAGAGUGUGUGCUGCCAUCGACCAUGUCUGCAGUUCAGCUGGAAUCACUCAAUAAGUGCCAGAUGUUUCCUUCAAAACCUGUCUCUUGGGAAGACCAAUAUUCAUGUAAAUGGUGGCAGAAAUACCAGAAGAGAAAAUUUCACUGUGCAAAUCUGACUUCAUGGCCUCGCUGGUUGUAUUCAUUAUAUGAUGCUGAAACCUUAAUGGAUAGAAUUAAGAAACAGCUACGUGAAUGGGAUGAAAAUCUGAAAGAUGAUUCUCUUCCUUCAAAUCCAAUAGAUUUUUCUUACAGAGUAGCUGCUUGUCUUCCUAUUGAUGAUGUAUUAAGAAUUCAGCUCCUUAAAAUUGGUAGUGCUAUCCAGCGACUUCGCUGUGAACUAGACAUCAUGAAUAAAUGUACUUCCCUUUGCUGUAAACAAUGUCAAGAAACAGAAAUAACAACCAAGAAUGAAAUAUUUAGUCUGUCUUUAUGUGGUCCCAUGGCAGCCUAUGUGAAUCCUCAUGGAUAUGUACAUGAGACACUGACUGUGUACAAAGCUUCCAACUUGAAUCUGAUAGGCCGGCCUUCUACAGUGCACAGCUGGUUUCCUGGGUAUGCCUGGACCAUUGCCCAGUGUAAGAUCUGUGCAAGCCACAUUGGAUGGAAAUUCACAGCUACCAAAAAGGACAUGUCACCUCAAAAAUUUUGGGGUUUAACUAGAUCUGCUUUGUUACCCACAAUUCCAGAAACUGAAGAUGACAUAAGUCCAGACAAAGUAAUACUUUGUUUGUAAAUGUGUCUGUAGGGGUAAAGUUAUCUAAAAAAGGAUGAUUCAAAUCAGAUCUGCCCUGGACUUUACUGCCUCUGAUAUAGAAGUAAACAGCAACUUUGUGUAUGGGUUACAGUAUUUGACUAUCACAUUCAAGAGUACACUCUGAGAGGCAUAAAAAAGCAGCAUAGUACAGAAGGUUCGCUCAGAAAUCUAUUUUAGUAGCUUGGUGCCAUUAUUUAUCCAGUGGGGCAUAUGUCAUCUACAGGGUAGAAAGCCCCUUUGAAAUGAUGGGGGCAGCUAUGAGCAGGGGAGUGGAGUGCUAUUCUAAACGAUGGGAGUUCCCUAAGCGCAAGGCAGUGUAUAUUAUUUCAAAAGGACGUCGUUCCUUUUGACUUUCUUUAGCUUGUCUGAGAUACUGACUUGUAAAUAAUGAAAAUAUUAAAAAGUAAAAUAAGCAGUUUGAGCUGAAAAAAAUA